CCUGCAAUAUCUGUCCGGUGAAAUAAACGAACGAGCGUACCUUGCAUUUUGUGGCAUCAUCGUACCUGAAACACGUUUGAGAUUAUCCGUGUGGUAGAGUUCAGCCACAAUCCAUUUGUGGCAGCAGUUUGGUUCGAGACGCCAACCCACCUACCCAAUUCUAUGUCCGUUGCCCUUGCCGAAUUUCCUGCUACAGAAACGACACAAUCAGCACCGAAGUAUUCUUUCCUGCUACACCCACCACCGCAGAAGAAACGCCCCACAAAGCCUCUUCCUGCUACACCUGCCGAGGCUUCCUCUAGCUCGAACAAGCCCAUAUCAGGUAGUUCUCGAUCGCCAACCACAUCGGCCAUCACUGCCUGGAUAGCCAACGUCCAACCGGGAUCUCCAGCACCGCCCACGCCAAAACAGAAAUCUCAGAUAUCCAACACGCACCGCCCGUCAGUUACUUCAUUAGAAAGGUCAUCUGCGAGUUGUAUCACCCCAUCCGCGAAGGACUUCAAGCACGAUCUCACCACAGUCGGAUACGCUUCUGUCUUCGUGGCCGUCCCCUAUACACCUUUUUCUGCCGCAUAUCCAUCUACCCCUGCAUCGCAAGCUCCUAAAAAGCCAGCUCGACGCGGUCUCAAGCACUUCCGCUCGCUCUCUGCAUUGAAAUCUACCCGUUCCAGCUCGAAUUCCACCAACAUGCCCGCUCCUGUUCCCCUCGUGAAGAAAUCCAUUCCGAAGGUGCCCGCGACUACUCGCGCCCAAUCGAAGGACACCGUGAGCAAGAGCAAGAAAUCGCAGUAUGCCAAAUACUGCCCGCCGACAUUCGCCACGGAGCUCGCGCUCGCGCAGCUCGCCGAUGGAGGCAAGAUGGACGAUCACAUUAGACGCUUCGCAGAAGCCCAGGCGCGCGCCGGUGGCGCACAGAUGGUGAACGGCGUUCUCGUCGGUGUCGGUGAUGCUUGGAGGGAUGGUCAAGGGGGCGUCUGGCGCGACCAAGACGAGGAGUGGGAGUAUGCGCAUCUGUUGGGCGCGGAUGACGAGUGCGACGGCGACGUCGAUGGGGGCUGGGUCCGCUUCGGCUCUGCUUCCGGCGCGUCGCGCAUUGGCCGAGAUGAGAGGAGAUGGAGCGUGUCGAGCGAUGACUCGGACCUCGACCCGCGGUAUGCCAUGCAGGACGAUGCGGACGCGCGAGACGACGUUGCUGUGUUCGGGAGCGGCUCCGCAAUGCGAAGACCAGGAAUGUCGGCGCUUGCACUACCAACACGACACCGCCGACCAGCACCGCAUCUCCGCAAGCCCGAGUUCCUGCUUGACAUAUUCCCCGUGCCCGACGAACCUGCCUCUGCACUGAACAAGGACCGUCGGCGAGCAACUCCCAGCUCUGCGUCGAAGUGCCCGACAAACCCGCUGGACGAUAUGCGGAAAGACUUCCUCGAGAGUUCAUUCGAGCCUGCGCCUGCGCUCGUCCCUCUGCCUCCCCACCAUCACUCACAUCAGCGCCCAUCAGAACCGCCACGCGUUUCAUCACGGUCUGACACCCGCUCAAUGGCGGCAAGGAAAGUCGCUCAUAACGACAGUGGUAAAUCACCGUCGAAAAUGAACGUGCGCGGCUUCUUCAGAGCCAUGGGAGGCAGGAAAUCAGAUAUCUAGAGAAUGGAGUAUCAAAUCUCACCUUCGUUAUGACCCGUGUGACAAAGUCCAGGCAGAACCAAAACUUGUUGUAUCUUAGGUUAGGAUCUCGCGCAAAAUGCUUCAUGUACGCAACGAUACCGUAUGUCUGUAGGCUAAUCAAUGAGUUCCAUUGCAUCGCUGUCGGAAUAUUUCGAGAAUCACAUUCGGCUCUUCGGUGAGAUUCGCCCAGAAAUCUUGAUG
Laetiporus sulphureus 93-53 is the source of this 1863-nucleotide messenger RNA. RefSeq lists its product as uncharacterized. The transcript is spliced from 2 exons. Lineage: Eukaryota; Fungi; Basidiomycota; Agaricomycetes; Polyporales; Laetiporaceae. The record is from RefSeq and is a predicted model, not a curated record. The coding region runs from base 163 to 1641 and encodes 492 amino acids.